UCAGCGAGGCGGCCAGUCGCCGCGAACGUCUGUGCGCGCCGCCCGCGCCUGCCCGCGCCGCCGACAGCGGCCGACGCAACUUUUGGAAACGGAACGCGAACUUUUUUUGUAUCGGAUUUUUGAAGUUUUUCGAUAUACUAAGUGGGUGCGGCGGUGCAGUGCGGGCCCUCCAGCCGCCCAGUGAGUGCGUGAGCGGUGUUCACGCGUGGACUCGCCGCUAAUCACCGCGCGUAACCGUGUUUCAAAAAUAAAACGUUGCCGAUUCGAAACCGGAGCACCCCGAAGGUUAAUGACAAAAUAAAAAGCAUGCAUUAAAAUUGUGUGUCUGAAAACUGUGGGCGCGCGGCAACCUGGAUCAGUGGCCCGUGCUCGGUAUCAACACUUUACGUUAAUUCCUCGGAGAUUAAUUUCCCAAGCGUUACGCAGCUCCGGCAUCACCGGGACUAGAUGAGCGCAGCGCGAGGCCCGGCUCGGAGAGCGCGCGCACGCUGACUGCACAUACCAUGAAACGAAGAAAACAUGAGCCAAGCGCUGUCACUGCUCAAGUUCAUCAAAAUACCAAAAAAGUUAUCCCAACGUGAGAGGACACUCGCAGUGGCAUGACUGGCCGCGAGGACAUCACACUGCCACACUAACCAGUGCCUUACGUUAUAAAUAGUGAAUCUUGGUGCUUCGAAACAAUAAAUAAUGUUAGUGAACACAGACACACGGACGAUAAGGUCAAGCGUUUAAAAUGUUAGACGUUUUUCGCGGAUUGAAGAAUCUCAUUAAAGUGAACUAUGUACACAUCGACUCGCCGGUAUUUCGAUUGCACUACUCCAUCACCGUCAUCUUGCUAAUCUCGUUUAGCCUGAUAGUGACGACGAGGCAGUACGUGGGCAACCCCAUCGACUGCAUCCACACCAAGGACAUCCCCGAGGACGUGCUCAACACGUACUGCUGGAUCCACUCCACCUACACGCUCAAGAGCUUCUUCAACAAGAAGGUGGGCGUGGAGGUGCCCUACCCCGGCAUCGGCAACAGCAGGGAGAAGGGCAAGGAAGACAUGAGUGACAGGAAAAUAUACAAGUACUACCAAUGGGUGUGUUUUUGCCUAUUUUUUCAGGCAAUGUUAUUCUACGCUCCCCGUUGGCUUUGGAAGUCGUGGGAGGGGGGCAAGAUCCGGGCUCUGAUGAUGGACCUGGAUGUGGGAGUCUGCACCGAGAUCGAGAAGAAGACGAAGAAGAAGCUGAUCCUGGACUACCUGUGGGAGAACCUGAGGUACCACAACUGGUGGGCGUACCGGUACUACCUCUGCGAAGGCCUUGCUCUUGUCAAUGUUAUAGGGCAAAUGUUCCUGAUGAACCGUUUCUUCGACGGAGAGUUCCUGACCUUCGGGCUGGACGUCAUCGCCUACAUGGAGUCAGAUCAGGAGGACCGCAUAGAUCCUAUGAUUUACAUAUUUCCAAGGAUGGUGAAGUGCACGCUGUUCAACAAGUUCGGGUCGUCGGGCGAGGUGGAGCGGCACGACGCGCUCUGCAUCUUGCCGCUCAACGUGGUCAACGAGAAGAUAUACGUGUUCCUGUGGUUCUGGUUCGUUAUCCUCGGCAUCCUCACGUUCGUCACCCUCAUCUACCGGGUCGUCAUCAUCUUCUCGCCGCGCAUGCGCGUGUACAUGAUGCGCAUGCGCUUCCGGCUCGUGCGGCGCGACAACGUCGACACGAUCGUGCGGCGCAGCAAGAUGGGCGACUGGUACCUGCUGUACAUCCUCGGCGAGAACCUGGACUCGGUGAUCUUCCGCGACAUCAUGCACGAGUUCGCGAACAAGCUGAACCACAACUACCAGCACCACAUCCACGGCGUGCCGGACGCGUGACCUCCGGUGCCGGGCUGGGUGUUCCACACGUGACUGACGUCGCUGCAGCGCGACAUGGAGCCGCCCGUGUGAGCCGCCCGCGUGGCCGCCCGCUGCAGUACCCCCACCAGGACAAUACUAACCAGUGUAAAGACUACUUUUAUCGAUACUUUUUGAUCGAAAUCGUAACAGUGCAAUUCUAAACAUGCAAUAAUAGUUUGUACUUAAUCUUUAAGAACGUGAUCUCAGGACGAAUCCUAUCGAAGGCCUUCUAAUAGUUAACAUCGACGGCUACCCCGUUAGUACUAGUAUACUUUUUAGAUCUAUUUUACUCAUAGUUUCGCUGCUCGUAGUAAUCUGUUAAUCGACGCUUCGUUUUUUUUUACUUUAGCUGUUGUAAGAUACUGAUGGUAAGCACUCGGUGAGCACACUUUAUACAUACAUUUUUACACGAUUCACUCGCCAAGGAUUUAACAGACCAAAAAAAUUAAAGCAAUAAUUAAUAAAGCAAUUAAGUAUUAUAGUGUAGUUGUAAUUGAGAUAUUUAACUAGUUGGAACGAUCUGUUCUUUAGGGGGAUCGAGUAAUAUCGGUGUAUGUCCGGUCAGCCGCGAGCGCGCUGCCGCCGCCGCGAGGACCACCACUUGACAAUGACGUAGCUUUUGCGUGUCAAAAGACAUUAACGAACGAAAUAUAGAACAUUUUAAACGUAAUCAUUCUUAAUAACUUUUAUUUACAAUACUAUACAUUAGCGACAAUAAUGAAUAGCCAUUUCCUUUAUAUUGCAUUGGACGCAAUACUACUUUAAUCUCUAUUUGCAAGUCAUGGAAUAGUGACUAGGUUACAUUUCUUCAUUGGCUGAAAAUUAAAAAUACAUGAAUCUGACGGUUUCCUAGUAAACGAACGAUGGCCACACCUACGUAGCGCUCAAAUGAAACAAUGUUAUGACAUGAACCACACUGCCACACUGCCACACGUGCCCAUGGGGAAUGACGCGACUGUUCACAGAUUGUAAUUAAAUGUUAUUUGUGUCUCGGACUUGAGUUUAUAAUGAGGCGACUGAAUUCUUAUGAUUUUUCGAUUGUUAAAACUUAUUAAUAUUUUAAUUUUAGAAAUUAAACUAGAAUUUUAGAGGUCUAAUAUGAUUUAAACUUUAAAAUCCUGGUUUAAUUUUGUAAUUAAAACAUAAUUUGCUUGCUUGCAGAUUUACAAAAACAUUACUUGUUCAAACUGAUAGAGGUUUCUGUAAUCUUGCAAGCUUGUUAAUAUUUAGAGAAAUUAAUUUGCCUAGAAUUAGGCUAAAUUGUUUAAUAAUUGUUACAAUCAUUCUUUGUGUUCGUGAGAAAUUAGAAAAUCGUUUCGGCUUCGCUGAUCUAAGAUGUUUAUCUCCACAAAUAUUAAUUCUAUUUUCAGUUUUAUUUAUUAAAUCAAAUAUAAUCCAAGUUGUUUGGUAUUUUUUGAACAUAAUUCUUAUGAUUAAACUGGUAUAUAGGUACGGUUAUAUAUAUAACGGUUAGAUAUAAAAUGUUUUUAAUCUUGCGAGAAAUAAUUUUUUACAUGAUUGAAAAUGUCAUCUGACAGGUCGUUGUUAAAAUUAUAAUCAGAGCAUUUUAUUAUUAUUGAACAUUUGUGGAGAUCGCAUCUUAAGUAGACACUUAAAUAUUGUACAUGUAAAAAGGUUGUUUGAUUGUAAAGUUGUAUUAUAUUUGCCAAUAAGUUGUCGAAGCCGCGAGUGGCUGCAUUUUUCAUUAUGAAGCGUACCUACUUCGCCCGUAUUCAGUUUCCGAUCCUCGUAUCGUAUUGUAUCCCAAUACUUUAGUAACUUACCACUUUAUUACCUACGUAUAACGUAAAUCUACCUUAUCCAAUUUGUAUUAAGACGCAAAAUCGUAAAUUAUUAAGGAUUAGAAAAUCCUCGUUCCUUGCAACAGUUUCGCUGAAUACGGGCUACAGUAACAACUGACCUCGGUACUUAGUGAACUAUGCCAAAUAUUGUGCCAAAACGUAAUUAUUUAUAGCGAAAUGUUACGACAGACGAGAGUUACCAUGGGAGAUAUCGAAUAAAUAAUAUUGAAAAUUA
Messenger RNA from Trichoplusia ni (cabbage looper), 3913 nucleotides. RefSeq names its product innexin shaking-B. The record is from RefSeq and is a predicted model, not a curated record. NCBI's taxonomy places the organism in Eukaryota, Metazoa, Arthropoda, Insecta, Lepidoptera, Noctuidae. Gene Ontology annotation, molecular function: gap junction channel activity. The transcript has 5 exons. Gene Ontology annotation, cellular component: gap junction; plasma membrane. The coding region runs from base 734 to 1855 and encodes 373 amino acids.